AGCCGUCAGUCUGCGAGCGCGUCACAUCUCCGGGAAUUUCACACCUUCUGGAAAAAACCAAGUCAAAUAUUUUUUUUUGUUUUGUUUUCUUGCGUUUUUCACCCGUUUGUUUUCAAGCCCGGUGUGCGUUCAGGUGUUGCCGUCAGGUUUUGUUUUUCACCCCCGCUUCUCCUGCGCUUGAGUCGCCCCGUUGCCUCUCGCAAGCUAAGAGCCAAGAGCGGAGGACUGAGCUCUCUCGUCAGCAACGAGGCGCCUGGGAAGCUCCGAGCAUCCGCACCGAAUCGAGUCGCCCGGACAUUUGUUACCCACCUCCUCCUCCUCCUCCUCUGCUCUGCUCUGCCGCUUCAGAAAAGAAAAGGGGAAAUAACGAGCGUCCUCCCAUUCCCGCAAAGCCAAUACCCGGACACGGACGCAGAGAGUCAGAAUUUCCUUCCCGAGCACAACCUGGGCAAGAAGAAGUAUGAGACGGAAUACCACCAAGGGAACGCGUCCUUCGGGAUGUCCGUCUUCAAUCUGGGCAACGCCAUCAUGGGCAGCGGCAUUCUGGGCCUGUCCUAUGCCAUGGCCAACACUGGCAUCGCCCUAUUUGUGAUUCUCCUCGUGGCUGUUGCCAUCUUCUCCCUGUACUCUGUCCACCUGCUGCUGAAGACGGCCAAAGAAGGCGGGUCGCUGGUCUACGAACAGCUGGGUUACAAAGCCUUCGGGAUGCCAGGGAAACUGGCCGCCUCCUGCUCCAUCACCAUGCAGAAUAUCGGAGCCAUGUCAAGCUACCUCUACAUCGUCAAGUAUGAGCUGCCUAUUGUCAUCCGGGCCUUUGUGGGAGACGACAAUACAGAAUGGUACACAAAUGGAGACUAUCUGGUUAUGCUUGUCUCGGUGAUCAUUAUUCUGCCCCUAUCUCUCCUCAGGAACCUGGGCUAUCUUGGUUACACCAGUGGAUUCUCGCUGCUCUGCAUGGUCUUCUUCCUGAUUGUGGUGAUCUACAAAAAGUUCCAGAUUUCCUGCUCUCUGCUUGACGCCAUAUACUCGCAGAACAAGACGUUGAGCCGAGUCCCGAACACCACCAACUCCCAACUCAACACCCCCGCCGUCAACUACAACGAGGAUUCCUGCACGCCAAAAUACUUUGUCUUCAACUCGGAGACCGUCUACGCUGUGCCCAUUCUGACCUUCGCUUUUGUGUGCCACCCAGCCAUCCUGCCCAUGUAUGAGGAGCUUAAAGACCGUUCCCGCAGGAAGAUGCAAGGCGUGGCCAACGUCUCCUUCCUGGCCAUGUUCAUCAUGUACCUGCUGGCCGCCCUCUUUGGAUACCUGACUUUCAACACUCGCGUGGAGUCCGAGCUGCUGCACACCUACUCCAGAGUCUACAAGUUUGACGUCAUCCUGCUGAUUGUGCGUCUGGCUGUGCUCACCGCUGUCACCCUGACUGUCCCCGUGGUGCUGUUCCCCAUUCGGACCUCGGUCAACCAGCUCCUGUGCGCCUCCAAAGAGUUCAGUUGGGUCCGUCACACUGUCAUCACCGUGGUUCUGUUGGCCAGCACCAACGCCCUGGUCAUCUUAGUCCCAACGAUCCGAGACAUCUUCGGCUUCAUCGGCGCCUCGGCUGCAGCCAUGCUCAUCUUCAUCUUGCCAUCUGCCUUCUACAUCCGACUGGUGAAGAAGGAGUCCAUGAAGUCUGUGCAGAAGAUCGGGGCCACCAUCUUUCUGAUCUGCGGCUUCUUGGUCAUGAUCGGCAGUAUGAGCCUCAUCGUCCUGGACUGGGUCCACAACUUUGGCGCCGUGCAGAGCAGCCCGGCUGACGGACACUAAACGCCGCGGCGGACGAACGAAAAACAGACGUAAACAACGGACAGACUGACUUGAUGCUCGGCUUCUAACUCCUGAGCGAAAGACCAUGCCAUUCCAAGAGAAUGUAUCCAGACUUUGUACAGUAUUCCUUUAGGCCACAAUGAUGGUAUCUGACUUUUUUUCUUAUUAUUGUUAUUUUAUUUUUUUGUCUUCGUUUUAUUUUUAUGCUGUUAGGCUGUUUUUUUUUCUUUUUUUCUCGAUGUUGUUUUUUGUAGUAAUGGUACAGUUAAAAAGAAACAUUUUGGAGGUGCCUCAAACAGGGAUGACUUCGUCAUAAGAGUUCAAAAUGCAGCUUACAGUCAGGUACGGUUGAGUGUGCGACCUUCGACCUUCGGCUGAUGACCUCGAAGAUCAGCAGCGACGCGUCCGAGCGAGCCGUACGGAAAGAAAACGAAACGAACACAAAAACUUGAACCUCCUGAAACCGAGACGAACUCGAGGCAGUAGACUUGAACAUGGAUUCUUCUCAAGGAAAAUUGAGUUCCUUCCAACAGUUUUAUUUUUACUUACUUUGCCAAAAGUU
Molecule: messenger RNA, 2371 nt
Organism: Lampris incognitus (smalleye Pacific opah)
Lineage: Eukaryota; Metazoa; Chordata; Actinopteri; Lampriformes; Lampridae
Gene: slc38a2
Product: solute carrier family 38 member 2
Exons: 15
Coding region: 499-1809 (436 amino acids)
Biological process (GO): amino acid transmembrane transport; L-glutamine transport
Molecular function (GO): L-glutamine transmembrane transporter activity
Source: RefSeq, a predicted model, not a curated record